AUGUUCAGACAAUCGAUCCGUAAGUUAGCCACGAAAGCCAAAGUUUCUGGUGACGUUUCGUUUAAGAUAGCAAGCCCACCAAAGUAUACAUUAGGAUCGUUGCGUAGUUUCCCAUCAUUGGAACCACAUUCAUUUGUUCCGUUACCCACACAGUUUUUCGAUGCUCCAUUGAGAAGAGACUUCUUAUGGAGUGCCGUGGUCUAUGAGGCCGAUCGUGCUAGAGUUGGUUCUGGAUAUGUCAUCACAAAAGGAGACAAGUUAUACUCCAACAGAAAGCUUCACCCACAAAAGGGUACCGGUAGAGCCAGAACUGGUGAUGCCAACUCUCCUAUCAGAGACAACGAGGUCAAGGCGCAUGGUGUCAAGGCACCACACGACUGGUCCACCAGAUUGCCUUCUAAGGUGUAUAGCAAGGCUUUCCAGACCGCAUUAUCAGACCAAUACCGUAACGGGAAAGUUUUCAUAAUCGGAGGUGAUAAGUCAGCCACCAAGGCAUCCGACGACGUCGUUGCUGAUUUCAAGUACGACCAUCCAGAAGCCACCAGACAGUUUGUCGAAGCCCAUGACUUAGACCGCUUGAGCUUGUUGUUCAUCACCGAUGCCCAAAGAGAUAACUUGAUAAACUCCACCGAAUAUGUCGGCAAAAAGGCCGAUGUACUCAUCAAGGAAGCCGUCGAAGUCAGAGACAUAUUGAAGGCUAACCGUAUCUACAUCGAGGCACCUGCCUUACAAUGGUUCAUUGGUAAAUACUCAACUGAAUCCUCCUAG
This is a messenger RNA of Debaryomyces hansenii CBS767, 768 nucleotides long. RefSeq names its product mitochondrial 54S ribosomal protein uL4m (gene YML6). The record is from RefSeq and is a predicted model, not a curated record. Gene Ontology annotation, cellular component: ribosome. Gene Ontology annotation, molecular function: structural constituent of ribosome. The coding region runs from base 1 to 768 and encodes 255 amino acids. Gene Ontology annotation, biological process: translation. The transcript has a single exon. Lineage: Eukaryota; Fungi; Ascomycota; Pichiomycetes; Serinales; Debaryomycetaceae.